CAUCAUCAUUGUUCCAUACUUCUAUGAGUUCAUACCCACUAGAGAGGAAAGGGCGCAUGAAAUUUGGGGGAAGAAAAAAAGAACCCACCUUUCAAACACUGUCUGUGACAUUUGCAGCUACUGCUCGCAGCAUUUCAACUCCAUUGAUGAUCUUGAUUAAGAGAUUCAGAGAAGACCCUCGGCAUAUAUAGCAUUAAAGGCAUAGUCAUAACACCACGGAGUAGAAACAAAAACAAAAAUGGAGUCUUUCUCAGUUUCCAAACUUCCCUUCUUCUUCCUCUUCCUUAGCCUAUUCCUUGUAAUGACUGCACAGUUUAUCUUCUCUGACGUCACCUAUGACAAUAAGACACUUCUUAUUAAUGGACAAAGGAAAAUACUCAUUUCUGGUUCCAUACAUUAUCCAAGAAGUACCCCUGAGAUGUGGGAAGAUCUCAUAAGAAAGGGUAAAGAUGGAGGACUGGAUGUUAUUGACACUUAUGUUUUUUGGAACGGGCAUGAGCCUUCACGUGGCAAAUAUAACUUUGAGGGAAGCUAUGAUCUUGUUCGCUUUGUUAAGACUGUGCAAAGAGCUGGUCUUUAUGUGAUUUUGCGGAUAGGACCUUACGUUUGUGCAGAGUGGAAUUUUGGAGGAUUUCCUGUUUGGUUGAAAUUUGUUCCUGGAAUCAGCUUCAGAACAGAUAAUGGACCUUUCAAGGAACAAAUGCACAUUUUCACCAAGAAAAUUGUUGAAAUGAUGAAGAGUGAAAAACUGUUCCAAUCUCAAGGAGGUCCUAUAAUACUGUCUCAGAUUGAGAAUGAAUAUGGUUCAGAAAGUAAGGCUCUUGGAGCAGCAGGGAAGAAAUAUAUUCAUUGGGCUGCAAAAAUGGCAGUUGGGCUGAACACGGGAGUCCCGUGGGUCAUGUGCAAAGAAGAUGAUGCUCCCGACCCAAUUAUAAAUACAUGCAAUGGCUUCUAUUGUGAUGGCUUUUCUUCCAACAAACCACACAAGCCGAAAAUGUGGACUGAAGCGUGGACUGGCUGGUUCACGGAAUUUGGAGGUCCAUUGGCUAAGCGUCCAGUUCAAGAUCUAGCAUUUGCAGUUGCUCGUUUCGUAGAGCAGGGUGGCUCAUUUGUUAAUUAUUAUAUGUACCAUGGAGGAACCAACUUUGGUCGCACAGCCGGAGGCCCUUUCAUCACAACCAGUUAUGAUUAUGAUGCUCCACUUGAUGAAUAUGGUCUGUUAAGGCAACCUAAAUAUGGGCAUUUAAGUGAGCUUCAUAGGGCAAUUAAACAAUGUCAGGAAGCUUUAGUAUCAUCAGUUCCUAAAGUUAUUAGCCUGGGAACAUCUCAACAGGUAAGUGUUUUCUCAUAUGGGAAAGGGAAAUGCGCAGCUUUUCUUGCAAAUUUAGAUAGCAAAUAUGAAGCCACACUCACUUUUAGAGGGAAGAAGUAUACACUGCCCGCUUGGUCUGUUAGCAUACUGCCUGACUGCCGCAAUGUCAUCUUCAACACUGCAACGGUUGGAACACGAACUUCACGGGUGCAAAUGCAAUCAAGUAACUCAAAGUUACAUUCGUGGGCUACUUAUCACGAAGAUAUAACAGCUCAAGAGGACAGUUCAACAUACACAACUACUCGACUUCUGGAUCAGAUUAGUGUGACCAAGGAUAACAGUGACUAUUUGUGGUACAUAACAAGUGUUGAUAUUAGCCCAUCGGAAUCAUUCUUAAAAAAAGGCUGGAAGCCCACAUUAGUUAUCGAGUCAAGAGGGGAUGGAGUGCUAGUAUUCAUAAACAAAAAGUUUGCAGGAUCUGUUUAUGGUAGCAUGGAGGGAAGGAGAUUCACAUUUACUGGACAAGUUGAUCUUCAAGCUGGGAAAAAUGAGAUUGCUUUACUCAGUUCAGCUAUGGGACUUCCAAAUGUUGGGACUUACUUUGAGACAUGGAACAAGGGAAUCUUGGGGCCAGUUAAUCUCCGGGGACUAAACCAGGGAAAUAAGGAUUUAUCAAACCAAAAAUGGAAAUACCAGGUUGGGUUAAAAGGAGAAUCAAUGAACUUGUUCUCUCCAAAAGGAGUCUCGUCUGUUCACUGGAUUGAAGGACCAUCAGUCACUCAAGGCCAUCAACAUCUGAGCUGGUUCAAGGCAAAUUUUUAUGCGCCAAAUGGAGUCGAGCCCUUGGCUCUUGACAUGAAAGGCAUGGGAAAGGGACAAAUAUGGAUAAAUGGUCAAAGUAUAGGGAGAUAUUGGUUAUGUCACACAAAAGGUGAAUGUGAUGAUCAUUGUUUCUAUAAUGGAACAUACCAUGCCCAAAAAUGCCAGCAUGGCUGUGGCACGCUAACUCAAAGAUGGUAUCAUGUUCCAAGGUCAUGGUUGAAACCAACAGGAAACUUAUUGGUACUAUUUGAAGAAGUAGGAGGAAGACAAGAUGUAUCUAAAAUUUCAUUAGUGAAACGAUCUGCCAUCUGAGCCCGUUUAUUAAAUCCAUCCAAAUGAGGUGCCUAUAUCCAACACAUCAUCGGUUUUGCAGGGUGGUUAGGGGAGAAGAAGAACUGCACAUUCCCCGCAUCAUCACACAUUGACAUAAUACAUACUAUACCGUAUACAUGUAAUUAUUAUGUAUGUGUAUGCAAAUCAUAUGUUACUCUAUCCUCUAUUGAAUACUUGGAGCCAUCUUUGCCAUAGUCAUAUCAGUUGUGCUGAUAAUUUUCAUUUAAUAUCACUCACCUCUUUUUCUUCAUAUCAAUCAAUUUAUGUAUUAUAACAAACAAUAUGUUUAAUUCUGUUACGAUCAUUGUUCCCUUCUG
This is a messenger RNA of Cuscuta epithymum, 2784 nucleotides long. The record is from the annotation of a GenBank genome assembly. Lineage: Eukaryota; Viridiplantae; Streptophyta; Magnoliopsida; Solanales; Convolvulaceae.